CGCGUAUCAAGUAACCCCGGAAGUGACUUCGAACACGCGAGUCAGGCAGUAUCGUUGUCGUUACGAAGCUACCGGUGGAGAUUAGCGCUGUAUUAAUUACAGAGACUGACUCUAUAGUCUAUCAAUAAUGAGUCUGUUAACAAAGCCCAAAUCGGAGAUGACCCCUGAGGAGCUCCAAAAACGUGAGGAGGAAGAGUUCAACACCGGGCCGCUGUCAGUGCUCACCCAGUCGGUGAAGAACAACACUCAGGUCCUCAUCAACUGUCGCAACAACAAGAAACUGCUUGGAAGAGUCAAAGCCUUUGACAGGCAUUGUAACAUGGUGCUGGAGAACGUGAAGGAGAUGUGGACGGAGGUUCCCAAAAGCGGGAAGGGAAAGAAGAAGUCAAAGCCCGUCAAUAAGGACCGCUACAUUUCUAAAAUGUUCCUCAGAGGAGACUCUGUGAUCGUCGUCCUGAGAAAUCCUCUCAUCACAGGAAAAUGAACUUUUAAAGGGUUCCACCUGUAGGAAGGUUUUGAAGGCAGGGGUUUGAUGUAUUUUCACCUUUUUUGUUUUUCCUUUUUGAUGUUGGAUGUUGUGGACACUGUUGAGACAGAAAAACUGUUGACAACACUGUGUCUCAAGAGGUUAGGUGCAGCAUGUGCUGAUUAUUUUGAUUUGUUUUUUUUGUUUUGUUUUUUUUUUAUAAUAAAAAUGAUAGAUAAAUGCUGAA
Molecule: messenger RNA, 713 nt
Organism: Poecilia latipinna (sailfin molly)
Lineage: Eukaryota; Metazoa; Chordata; Actinopteri; Cyprinodontiformes; Poeciliidae
Gene: snrpd2
Product: small nuclear ribonucleoprotein D2 polypeptide
Exons: 3
Coding region: 128-484 (118 amino acids)
Biological process (GO): RNA splicing
Cellular component (GO): small nuclear ribonucleoprotein complex
Molecular function (GO): RNA binding
Source: RefSeq, a predicted model, not a curated record